Molecule: messenger RNA, 700 nt
Organism: Rattus norvegicus (Norway rat)
Lineage: Eukaryota; Metazoa; Chordata; Mammalia; Rodentia; Muridae
Source: RefSeq, a predicted model, not a curated record
GGUGAGAGGUCGCCCGGUCGCCCCAGCAACCGAGGCCCGCUCUGUCCUAGCGCCCAGCUCCCUCCAGCCUGCCGAGCUGGCGAGCCUAGGGGAAUCGCUGAGUCGCGAAAGCCUGUCCUACACGUCUCCAUCAACAUCUUUAGAAGUGUUCAAGAUAAAAUUUAUAUUUCCCAAUGGAGACACAUACGCCCACAGUCCUCAUUUCAGAGUUCUGGGCUUCCUUCCUCACCAGACGGUGACUGCACAAGAACUGCCUCUGGGAUCUGUGAGAGAAAUGGGACAGGCACCCACACCACGCCUAACGGGAUUGUCUACACAGGAAGCUGGAAAGAUGACAAGAUGAAUGGCUUUGGAAGACUUGAACAUUUUUCGGGAGCUGUGUAUGAAGGACAGUUUAAGGACAACAUGUUUCAUGGACUGGGGACUUACACAUUCCCAACUGGGGCAAAGUACACUGGAAACUUCAAUGAAAAUAGGGUAGAAGGUGAGGGAGAAUACACUGAUAUCCAGGGACUGCAGUGGAGCGGUAACUUCCACUUCACAGCUGCUCCCGGCCUGAAGCUGAAGCUCUACAUGUAGACGAGCUGCGUUAAUGCUCAGAUGUGGCCAUGCAACUCCCCUCGGGCAGAGCGACCGAACCUUCAGCUAAAGUAAGCUGCCUCCUCUGUAAGUCCACUAAUAAAGCUGUCAUGCACUUACA